Molecule: messenger RNA, 1348 nt
Organism: Trifolium pratense (red clover)
Lineage: Eukaryota; Viridiplantae; Streptophyta; Magnoliopsida; Fabales; Fabaceae
Product: carboxylesterase 1-like
Exons: 2
Coding region: 156-1127 (323 amino acids)
Molecular function (GO): hydrolase activity
Source: RefSeq, a predicted model, not a curated record
UAACUUAACUUUCAAAUUUGCUAAGCUGCCUAAUUUUCAUUGGUGGUUGCAUACAAAUAAACUACCCACAAUUCUUUGAUAAAAACUUUUAAUUAAAUAACACCGCUAGCAAGUUAUAUACCAUAUAGUAUAAGCUGCAAAUUCUCAUCUUCACCAUGUCUCAAACAUCACAACCAUCUCAAAUAACCGAUCCCUACAAACACCUUCAUCUUGUUCAAAACCCAAACAACACAAUCACACGUUUAAACCAACUUCCACAAACCUCACCUUCAUCCGACCCAACACUUCCAAUCUCAGUUCUCACAAAAGACAUAACAAUAAACCAAACAAACAAAACAUGGGUUCGAUUAUUCCUACCAAACAAACCAAUUCCAACAAAUCAUCAAAAACUACCUCUAAUUAUUUUCUUUCAUGGAAGUGGGUUUAUACUAGCAAGUGCUGGUUCAACUAUGUUUCAUGAUUUUUGUGUGAAAAUGGUUGAUGAUCUUGGUGUUUUUGUUGUCUCUGUUGAGUAUCGUCUUGCACCUGAGCAUCGAUUGCCGGCGGCGUUUGAUGAUGCUAUGGAAGCACUGUUUUGGAUAAGAAAUGUUGAUGAUGAUUGGGUGACACGUUAUGUUGAUUAUUCUAAAUGUUAUAUCAUGGGGAAUAGUGCUGGUGCUACCAUAGCCUACAACGCAGGUCUAAGGGCAGUAGAAGUUGUGAAGGAUCUUGAGCCACUAAAGAUCCAAGGGUUAAUAUUGCGCCAACCAUUCUUUGGUGGGAAAGAGAGAACCAAAUCAGAGUUAAAGCUUGAGAAUGAUCAAGUCAUUCCAUUGUGUGUUAAUGAUUUAUUGUGGGAGUUAGCACUUCCAAUUGGUGUUGACCGUGAUCAUGAGUAUUGCAAUCUAACGGUUGGGAAUGGUCUUGAAAAGUUUGAUAAGAUAAGGACCCUUGGAUGGAAGGUGUUGAUUAGUGGGAAUGGUGGAGAUCCACUGGUGGAUCGUGAGAAAGAAUUGGCACAAUUGAUGGAGGAAGAAGGUGUUCAUGUUGUGAAGGAUUUUGAGGAUGAUGGUUCUCAUGGUGUAGAGUAUUCUGAUCCAUUGAAAGCUAAGAAAUUGAUUGAGUUAAUUACGGGUUUUAUUUCAUAAUUUGGUUGUCAAGGUAAAAUGAAUACGGUUUUAUUUUAUGUUGUGGUUAUGAUCUUUGAGGUUCAAAUCCAAUAGGUGGAAUUAACUCAUCUACAUUCUAAGAAUAAGUUUAUUAGUAUUUUAUUAUUAUGUGGGUAUAAAUUAUGUUAUUGAAAUUUCUAUGUAAUCUUGUAUUGGCUUAUACAAACAUGUUAAAAAAAUGAAACAUUUUUUUCUUCUUA